UGCUGGCACUAGUUGCAAACAAGCCCAUUUUAUCUACUUGUCUAUACGUGCGAUUGACACCACAGCUAAUUUAUUUAAUUGUUUUUUGCUCGUCUUGUAAUGGCGGAACAAAUCACGAGAGAAGAUGCAUUAGCACGGGAAGGUUUCAGGCAUGCAUGUCACAUUAUGCUGUAUGGAGACUGUAGUGCUAAACUCUUCGGGAAAAUCCCAAUCAAACAUAUAGUACUGAUGCAGAUGCGCUUUGAUGGGUUGUUGGGCUUCCCAGGAGGAUUGGUGAACCCCUCUGAGGAGACUUUGGAGGUGGGGCUAAGCAGAGAGCUUAAUGAGGAGGUGGGCGUGGCUGUAACGGUGGGCAUGGACGAUCACAUCUCCUCCUGCCUUUCCACAUCCUGCCCUCGGCUAAUCACACACUUCUACAUCAAGAAGAUGACCGAGUCAGAGCUGAAAGACAUAGAGAGAGCAGCUGUUUCUACUGCCAAAGAUCAUGGUUUAGAGGUGUUGGGUAUGGUCCGAGUACCACUCUACUUUCUGAGGAACGGAGGUGGUCUUCCUUAUUUCCUGUCUCACUCAUUCAUCAGUAACUCUCGGGCCCAGCUGCUCUCUGCCCUACAGCACUGUGGGCUGCUGUCCCAGGGGGAGCUGGAAAAGGCUGUGAGACAGGCUGAGCAGAUGAGACGCACACACAGCGCUGAUCCACACUGACAUUAGUUUACACAGCGGUGCCUUUUCACCCCAGGGCCAAUACAGCUAUCACAGUAGCCCAGCCCCCAAUGCCAAGAGGAACACCCCCAUGUCUUUACCUUAAACUCAGCCCCUGAUUCAGCCUUGUACAGUGUGUUGCAAAGUAUCACACCUGGUUAAUAUGGCAUCAUAUGUUUAUCCUCAUUUCACUAAUAAUCCCUUACUCCAGGUUCACUUAAAGGGAUAGUUCACCCAACUCAGCCUCAUGUUGUCCAAAGCCGCCUGGCUUUUUGUCUUCCAGGGAGCACAAAAGGGGAUGUUAGGCUUAAUGUUCAGUCACCAUUGACUUUUAUUCUAUGUAAAAAAAAAAAGAUGUAAUAAAUGUGAAUGGCGACUGAGGCCCAUUCAGUCAUCAGUCCCUAACAUUAUGCCAAACAUCUCCUUUUGUACUUUACAGAAGAAAGUCAAGAGGAGUUCGAAACAGCACGAGGGUCAUGACGGAAUUCUAAUUUUUAGGUGAACUAUCCCUUUAAUAGGAUCACUGCUGGUCUUUACAGGUUAAUAAUAUUUUACUCUCAAAAUAUUUGUCAUGUUCUACAGUACUGGGGCAUAAAUGCAACAAAUAAAUAUUACUAAAACAUUGUCAUAAUUAUAAACCUUAUUAAAAUAAUUUCAAAUAAUUUAUAUAAAUGGAUAUAAGUUAAUGUGCAAAUGUAUAAUUUAUUUUUAUGUAUAUAUGUGGCAUAAGAGAGUUAUGUCAGUGGCACCAUUUAAUUGGGUUGAAAUGUUAUUAGAGCUAUUUAUGAAAAUGUAUAAUUUGCAAGAGAAUAGUUUAUUUUCUAGCAUGUCUUCUAAGUGCAUGCAGGUUAUACAAAUAAACAGCAGACAGUUUAUGAGGCCUUGAAUCUGUUUUAUUGUGUCAAAGCUGUUAAAGAGAUAGUGCACCCAAAAAUGCAAAUUCUCUCAUCAUUUACUCGCCCUCAUGUCAUGUGUAUGACUUACUUUCUUCUGCUGAACACAAAUGAAGAUUUUUAGAAGACUAUUUCAACUCUGUAGGUCCAUACAAUGCAAGUGAAUGGUGACCAAGACUUUGAAGGUCCAAAAAGCAUAUAAAGGUAGCAUAAAAGUAAUCUAUAAGACUCCAGUGGUUUAAUCCAAAUAUUCAGAAGUGAUAUGUAGGUGUGGGUGAGAAACAGAUAAAUAUUUAAGUAAUUUUUUACUAUAAAUUAUCCUCCCUGCCCAGUAGCUGGGAAUGUGCAUGAAGAAUGUGAAUUGCCAAAACAAAAGAAGUGAAUGUGGAUUUUUAUUGUAAAAAAAAAAAAAAAAAAAAAAAACAUUAAAUAUUGAUCUGAGGUCUUAAAAUCACAUCCCAUUUGUAGUACUUAGAAUGGCCACAGAGUUGUGCAAUCAGGCUGUCCUACUUGAGUUUUGCAAGCAAGUCUUUUAUCUCCAGCUGUAGUUUAAAGCUGCAUUGUGUAAUUUCUGAGUUCGUAGCAUCAACAAAUAGCCCCGUCACAAAUACAUUUAAUUGUUUAAGACGGGAUGCUCAAACAAGCAGAAUAAUGUUUUGAUAGUGCAACUGUGUUUACACUUUUCAGGGAAAUUAAUAGCUAACUUUCUGAAUAGUUGUGUCAGCUUAUUAAGAUGGGAAAGGAGAAAGUAUAAAACACUGGAAAAAAUGACACAUCACCUUUAAAUAACUAUUAAAUAGUGUUAUUAAGAAUACUUUGUUGAACACAUCAAUUACUGCAAUUAGAGUGCAGUUCAUUUUAACACAAACCUUUUAGCUUUCCCUUUAUUAUUAUAGAAAACCGUUCCACAGAAUUCAUGACUUUCAGCAUUCUCAUUACAUUUGAGUUAGAAACCUUUGACCUCUAAUAUCAGAUUUAUUUGACAUAAAACCAGGCUUGCCCAGGGUUGACAAUCUUGUGCGUGCGUGCGUGCGUUGCAGUUUAUGUUAUGUUUGAGUUCAGUUUGUUAUUAAAGGUUUAUGUUGACUGUUCUGCCAGUUCCUGCCUCCUCUUUGUCCAUCUUAAAAACCUCGUUACACUGGUGCCAAAUCCUGGGAAGGAGGAGGGAUGUGCUGUUGAGGAGUCCUCGCUGCUUCCAUCCGCCGGGAAGUGGAGGAGCCGCUGCUGUCCGC
Myxocyprinus asiaticus (Chinese sucker) is the source of this 2824-nucleotide messenger RNA. RefSeq names its product U8 snoRNA-decapping enzyme-like. The record is from RefSeq and is a predicted model, not a curated record. NCBI's taxonomy places the organism in Eukaryota, Metazoa, Chordata, Actinopteri, Cypriniformes, Catostomidae. Gene Ontology annotation, cellular component: nucleus. The transcript has 4 exons. The coding region runs from base 100 to 702 and encodes 200 amino acids. Gene Ontology annotation, molecular function: phosphodiesterase decapping endonuclease activity; snoRNA binding. Gene Ontology annotation, biological process: mRNA catabolic process; sno(s)RNA catabolic process.